This is a messenger RNA of Stegodyphus dumicola, 702 nucleotides long. RefSeq lists its product as uncharacterized. NCBI's taxonomy places the organism in Eukaryota, Metazoa, Arthropoda, Arachnida, Araneae, Eresidae. The record is from RefSeq and is a predicted model, not a curated record.
AUGGUUGAAACUGGCAUCAUAGCGAAAAUUGAUGAGCCUACAGAAUGGAUGAGCAACAUGGUUGUGAUAAAUACGUCAAAGAAAUUGAGGAUUUGUCUAGAUCCAAGGCAGCUUAAUGAGGCUCUUCAAAUACCUCAUUAUCAAAUUCCUACAGCAGAAGCCCUUAUGAAAAAACUCCAAGGAUUUUAUGAGGAGUCUGAAAACACCAAACUAAAGCAGUUAUUACAAGAUUUGCAACUUGGUGAUAUGCGCCCAUCCCAGUUAUUGUCAAAAAUGCAGGAGCUUGCGGGUGACAAUUUUAAGUCCAAUGUUUUACAAUCAUUGUGGCUCAAUCGUCUCCCGAACAAUAUCCAAGCUAUUCUUGCCUCCAGUAACGAGAACCUACCCCAACUGGCCCAAAUGGCAGACAAAAUUCAUGAUGUUCUCCAACCACAAGCAAUCAGUCAAGUUCAGCAUCCCAGUGUUGAUAUUUCAUCUCUUCAACAACAAAUCCAGGAAUUAUCAUUGCAGGUCGCAGCCUUACAGACACGAUCUCAGUAUCAUCCGCGCGGUAGAUCAAAGUCCCGGAACCGAAAUAAUAGGGAAUACCAACGCGCUCAUUCUGGUACUCAAUCAGACAUUUGUUUCUAUCACAGCCGAUUCGGUGAUAAAGCGCGCAAGUGUACACCUCCAUGCAAAUUUCAGAAGACCUCUUUAAACUGA